AUGAAAAUCCCGUGUUGUUCGGUUUGCCAAACGCGGUACAACGAGGAGGAGAGAGUUCCGCUUCUGCUCCAAUGCGGGCACGGCUUCUGCAGAGAGUGUCUCUCUAUAAUGUUCGCGGAGUCUUCGGAUGCCACGCUGGCGUGUCCGAGGUGCCGACACGUGUCCACCGUGGGGAACUCGGUGCAGGCGCUGCGGAAGAACUACGCGGUCCUCGCGCUGCUCAACUCCACGACCGCAGCUGCGAACGGCGGAGGGGGAGCAGGAGGAGGGGCGAAUUUUGACUGCGACUGCACAGACGACGAGGAGGACGAGGACGGCCGCGGGGAGGUGGACGAGGAGGACGAGAAGCGGCGGCGGAACAGCCGCGAGUCGCAGGCGUCGAGCUCCGGUGAGUGCGAGCCGGUGAUCGAGGUCGGCGGCGCGCACCAGGACUUGAAGUUGGUGCGGCGGAUUGGGGAGGGGAGGAGGGCGGGUGUGGAGAUGUGGAUGGCGGUGAUCGGCGGUGGCAGUGGAGGGGAAGGAGGACGUCGGUGCCGGCACAGCGUGGCGGUGAAGAAGGUGUCGGUGGUGGAGGGGAUGGAUUUGGAUUGGGUUCAGGGAAAGUUGGAGGAUUUGCGUAGGGCUUCGAUGUGGUGUAGGAAUGUGUGCACUUUCCAUGGGACAAUGAGGCUGGAGGACAGUUUGUGCCUGGUGAUGGAUAAGUGCUAUGGAUCGGUUCAGUCCGAGAUGCAGCGCAAUGAGGGGAGGCUCACUUUGGAACAAGUCCUAAGAUAUGGGGCUGAUAUUGCACGUGGAGUUGUUGAGCUUCAUGCUGCAGGCGUUGUUUGCAUGAAUUUAAAACCGUCCAAUCUUCUUCUUGAUGCUAAUGGUCACGCUGUGGUUUCUGAUUAUGGACUUGCUACAAUUCUGAAGAAGCCUUCCUGUUGGAAGGCACGACCAGAGUGCGACUCUUUGAAGAUCCACUCCUGUAUGGAAUGUAUAAUGCUCAGCCCACAUUAUACAGCACCGGAGGCUUGGGAACCUGUGAAGAAGUUAAAUCUGUUUUGGGAUGAUGGAAUAGGUAUAUCUUCCGAAUCAGAUGCCUGGAGUUUUGGUUGUACAUUGGUGGAGAUGUGCACGGGUUCCAUUCCUUGGGCAGGUUUAAGUGCAGAGGAAAUCUAUAGAGCUGCUGUUAAAGCUAAGAAACUGCCUCCACAGUAUGCUAGCGUGGUUGGAGGUGGAAUUCCGAGGGAAUUGUGGAAGAUGAUCGGAGAGUGCUUGCAAUUCAAGCCAUCUAAAAGGCCCACUUUUAGCGCAAUGCUGGCAAUAUUUCUCCGUCAUUUGCAGGAAAUACCCCGCAGCCCUCCUGCAAGCCCUGAUAAUGGCUUAGAUAGUAAGGGUUCUGUAUCAACUGUGAUGGAGCCUUCACCAGUACCUGAAUUGGAAGUUCCUCAGGAAAAUCCUAACCAUCUUCAUAGACUUGUGUCUGAAGGAGAUACUACAGGUGUUAGGUUAGUUGGUGUCACAGCACUUCUUGUCUGA
Sphenostylis stenocarpa is the source of this 1521-nucleotide messenger RNA. NCBI's taxonomy places the organism in Eukaryota, Viridiplantae, Streptophyta, Magnoliopsida, Fabales, Fabaceae. The record is from the annotation of a GenBank genome assembly.